Messenger RNA from Eimeria mitis, 1080 nucleotides. RefSeq lists its product as uncharacterized. Lineage: Eukaryota; Apicomplexa; Conoidasida; Eucoccidiorida; Eimeriidae. The record is from RefSeq and is a predicted model, not a curated record. Gene Ontology annotation, biological process: tubulin complex assembly; post-chaperonin tubulin folding pathway; microtubule cytoskeleton organization. The coding region runs from base 1 to 1080 and encodes 359 amino acids. The transcript has 2 exons. Gene Ontology annotation, molecular function: GTPase activator activity; beta-tubulin binding.
AUGGAUGCCUUGCCGGUUUCCUUCUCUCACCAGGGCGCUAGGCCCAAUGGAAGCUCUCAGCAGUGGCAGAAGGACUUCACUGCACUAGCAGCAGCACCAGGGUCAGCAGCAGCAUCAGCUGCUGCUACUGGUACAGCAGCAGCAGCAGCUGAUGCUGCUGCUGCUGCAACAAAACUAUCGCAGCUAGAAGCAGCAGAAACUGCACCAAACAAAGAUGACUCUGCACGGUGCGAAGCCUUCUUCUUCAAGGAAGCAGCACAAGUGCUGCAGCAGCUGCAGCUGCUAUCCAGUCUCACGCAGGAGGCAGCAGCACUUGCUGCUGAGGAUCCCUCUACAUAUAAGAGAGCAGAACCAGCAGCAGCAGCAGCACCAGCAGCAGCAGCAGCGCCGCAAACAGCAGCAGCAACAGCUUCUCAUGCGUCUGCGUCAAGCAACCCGUUUCCGGGUAGUGGUUCUGGGGCACCGACUGCAGCAGCAGCAGCAGCAGAAGCAGCAGCAGCAGCAGCAGAUAUGGAGCCUUUAACAGUAUUCAAUGUAAAGAGGUGGCUGCGAUGCUUCUGCAGCAUUGCUGCAGAUGUUGUCUAUACACUUGAGCGGUACCAGGAGCAGCCGCAGCUGCUGGACCCCCAUCUCCCUCAGCAGCUAGAAGUAGUAGUGCAGCCUAUCAGGAGCAACCUGCUGCUGCUGACGCAGCAAGCACAGCAGCAGCAGCAGCAGCAGCAGCAGCAGGAGCAGCAGGAGCAGCAGCAGCAGCAGCAGGGGGACAAGUUAGUUCGUUGCAGGUGGGCAGCUGCGGUUACUUGCUGCUGCGUUCGUGUGCUGCUGCACCUGGUGUACAUACACUGCAAGGUGAGGGGAACCAAGGCCAUUCGCUCGCUGCUGCCGCAGGAGCCAGAGCUGCUGGAGCAGGUGUUAGCUGCUGCAGAUGCCCUGCAGCAGCAGCAGCAAAAGCAGCAGCAGCAGCAGCAGCAGGAGCAGCAGCAGGAGCAGCAGGAGCAGCAGCAGGAGGAGCGCGCCGCUAUGGAGCUGUGUCUUCUCCCUCUUCGCUUGGCUUUCGUUGCUGGUGCUGGCCCCCUUUAG